Laccaria bicolor S238N-H82 is the source of this 1599-nucleotide messenger RNA. RefSeq lists its product as uncharacterized. The record is from RefSeq and is a predicted model, not a curated record. NCBI's taxonomy places the organism in Eukaryota, Fungi, Basidiomycota, Agaricomycetes, Agaricales, Hydnangiaceae. Gene Ontology annotation, molecular function: protein binding. The transcript is spliced from 2 exons. The coding region runs from base 1 to 1599 and encodes 532 amino acids.
AUGAAGAGACGGCUGCGGCGCAAGGUGAAAAUCGACGGGCCUCGUGCACAAGCUUCCUCUGCAUACGCCACCAUCACCGAUCUGCCGGACGAACUUGUUGAGAAAAUCGUCGAAGACCUGGAUGAUAACGGAUCCAUUUGUCGUCUGAGCCUUACAUGCAAGAGGCUUCACUUCCUGGUCCUUCCUACGUUCUUCUCCCGCAACAAGUUGGAACUUUUGCAAAACGGGUACCUCCAGUGUUAUAAGCCUGUACCAGGGUUGCUAGAGGCCAUAAGGACGGCCCUUUUCGUUCGCAAUCUUUCAUUGAUCACAUUUUACUUCACUUCAGAGAUGGAGCAAGUGAUCUCAGACAUUUCCAGUCUAUGUGGUUUACUGGCGCGCAUUCCACCGGUUGGUAAAAUCAUGCUAGGCCUUCCGCAAUAUGUUUCGUCCCUGUACGUGCCACAGCAUGUCCGAAACAUGGAGAGGUGGGGAAGGGAGUCUCUGAAGCUUUUAGAAACAAUCACGAAGAGUGGGUGCAGAGAUCUGGAGUUGCUUGACCCGUUAGGUAUCUUGCCUAACAACUUUUUGUAUGUCGCGGCACCUCCCCCAUCGAAACCCACAGGCACUAAGUCUAGGAGGUCGAGAAAUUUGGGAGGGUCCCGUGGACACUCCCAUUCAACUAGCCUGUCGACGAUACAAAUUCUUUCUCCGAGGCUCUUCCAACCAUUUUUUAUCGGUUGGAUUGUUGAUACACUGAAGGUGAACCGAGAGUCCCUCGUCUGCAUUCACCUCAAUGUCACUUCCAUUGACCCGGUCCUCCUAUCACGCAUCUCCGAAUCUAUGAAUUUACCAGCGAUAAAAGAGGUCAAGAUCUCUGCCUAUUCCAAUUUCGAAUGGAUGGGUCUAUGGAGCUUUCUCAAUCGCCAUCCAUCAAUCACCAGUCUACGCCUCGACGGAAUCCUCCCAGUCAAGGAUCCUCAAAUCCCUGAUCCCCCAAUUAUACUCCCACACUUGACACAGGUCACUGCAAUGUCGCCGGUUGUGACCUCGCUGCUACAACAUCGGAACAGGGUGCCGCUUCUUUCCUCCGUCGAUGUCUUACUCAAUUGGAACGUUCAAUCUGGGUUGGACCCCCUAGCAGCCAUUGCCACCCACGCCCAUAUCUCAUCUUUGAAGAUAUCAAAUGGUCUACAGGGGGAUAUCUGCUCGAUCCUAGAGAGGCAUAUCCGUGAAGACAGAUAUACUCGAAUCAUUACCUCCCUCAGUCAUAUCAGGAGUGUCGUUUUGGACCAAUCCAUUAAUUCUAGCAACCCCUCGCCACUCACAAUAAAGAGGUGGCUUUACCUCUUCCCCCAUCUGGAGCAUGUGACUGUGAGCUUGCGUCUGUUGGAUGUCAGGUUAGGAUUGUCAGCCGAGGAGAGCCUUGGUGUAGUCACCGAGUUUGCCACUCAAUUUGCUGCUGAUCGCCCGAUGAUGAGAACAUUAUCGGCUGAUUUCUUUUUGACAGUCAACUUGGACGAGUUGCGGAGGGUGCCAGGCUUCAAGAACGGCCCAUCGACCGGGUCCAGAAAAUCAAAUAGGGUGUUGAAUGGGCAAGCAAAAUGUAGCUGCAAAUAG